Oppiella nova is the source of this 210-nucleotide messenger RNA. The record is from the annotation of a GenBank genome assembly. NCBI's taxonomy places the organism in Eukaryota, Metazoa, Arthropoda, Arachnida, Sarcoptiformes, Oppiidae.
GGGGAUGAUCACUCUGGUUAUGGACAGCCGUGCGAGAGAUGGCAUUCCCGAUAUACCGUGGAAGCGAUCAUAUUGUCGGUGAUGUGUAUGCUAUCGGAUCCCAACACAGAGUCGGUGGCCAAUGACGAAGCGGCGGAAGAAUAUUGCGAAGACUUGGAGGCAUACAAACGCAGGAUUAUAAAGUGUGCGGAAAAGUCGUUUGACGAGUGA